AUGAAAAUACUUAUAAUAACCCUAUUAUUAAUAACCUGCAUUUUAAGUCUAAAAGUCCUUAAGCAUAAAUGUUAGCACGAUAAAAUUAGAAAAAACUAGAAAUACGAAUCAAUCCCCCCUGAUUAGGAAUCUUUAGAUAUCCGUAAUUUACAAAAUUUAUAACCCCGUAAUAUGAUAAUUAGCUACGAUAUGAGUUUUUACAAAACAUUAGCUUCUAAUGAAAAAAUAUAAAAUGUUAACUUCUACUGUUGA
Molecule: messenger RNA, 252 nt
Organism: Ichthyophthirius multifiliis
Lineage: Eukaryota; Ciliophora; Oligohymenophorea; Hymenostomatida
Exons: 1
Source: RefSeq, a predicted model, not a curated record